AUGCCGAGUGGCCACGCCCCAGUAAAGGGUCUGGGCAGAGAGGCUAGAACUAGGUCAACGGCUCACACCCUAGAUGUGCGGGCAGGCAUGGCUACGUCUCUCUACGCACCCAAGUCAGGAGCCGAAGCUGAGAGUCCUGCCCCCUGCCCUCACCGCCCCUUCCCAAGCUGGAAGACCAUGUGCUGGGCCAGCCUAGCCCUCCUGCUACCCCUCCUAGUGGGGGCCCUGGGAUACAAUAUUAAAGGGUUAAAUAUGAAGGAAGUCUGUGGUCGACCCCACGUCUCAGAGAGAAUCCUUGAGGGCCUGGACACAUCCCUGCUCAGGUGGCCGUGGCAGGCCAAGCUCGUCUAUAAGACCAGUUAUUGGUGUGGGGCCACCCUCAUCUCACCAAACUGGGUGCUAACAGCUGCCCACUGCUUCCGCAAUCAAACAAAAAAUCCCCAGUUCUGGAAGGUUCAGCUGGGAUCCAAGAGAAUCAGACCCCAUCAGCUAAAUGCUAACCAGUUUUACCACCGACCUUUGUCAAAAAUCGUCCUAUACCCUUACUACAAAAGACAACCAUCCAAGGACAUCGCUCUAGCAAAGAUGAGCUCCCCGAUACCUUUCAGGAAGACUAUCCAGCCCAUUUGUCUCCCAACUUCUUUGGGAGAGUUUCAGAAUGUGACCUCGUGCUGGGUGACUGGCUGGGGAAGAAGGCUGGAGGGACAAGUGAGAAUGAGUAAGAGGGACUGGUUGAAGAGACAAAGGGGCCUGCAGGAAAUAGAAGUGCCCCUCAUCAACCAAAAGACCUGUGACAUCUAUUAUCAGGAGAGAUUAGGCACUUCCAGUCAGGUGGGCCUAGGGUUUGAUGACAUGUUCUGUGCUGGCUUUUCAAGUGGCAAGAGAGACACCUGCCAGGGUGACUCCGGAGGGCCCUUGUCCUGUAAGGUUAAUGGUACCUGGCGUCAGGCUGGGAUUGUGAUCUGGGAACUAGGUUGUGACAGUGCUAACCUGCCUGGUGUCUAUACCAACGUCAGCAUCUACACGCCCUGGAUCCUAAAGACCAUCAACUCGAGUACCCCUGGCCUCCAUCCCUCAGGGAUCUUCUGCACUCUCCCACUGCUGCUACCUUGGAUUUUCUUAGGCUUCUUUAGUUCAUUUCUUAUGGAUCCUAGUCAAAGUUUGUUGAGAUUGCUUGAGGGGCUCAUUCUCCUUAUGUCGCUGUGA
This is a messenger RNA of Dromiciops gliroides (monito del monte), 1206 nucleotides long. Its product is annotated as serine protease 27-like. Gene Ontology annotation, biological process: proteolysis. The record is from RefSeq and is a predicted model, not a curated record. NCBI's taxonomy places the organism in Eukaryota, Metazoa, Chordata, Mammalia, Microbiotheria, Microbiotheriidae. Gene Ontology annotation, molecular function: serine-type endopeptidase activity.